CUCACACCAGCCCACAGCUCCUCUCCUUCUCCUUCUCUCCUCUUGGUCUGCAGAACCGGAGGAGCGUUUGGAUCUAGCAGGCGGUUCGGUCGGAGGUGUGGGACCUGCGCAGAUAACUGGUGCAGAAAUGACACCUGCUAAAGGGAGACGUCAGUCUGUCCAACCUGCAACGAUGAGGAUUUAAUCAAGCGUUUCCACCUCUCCUCCCAGGGGCAGCCAUUCUCUGAUCACAGGCCUGGCAUCUUUCAUCCAUUCAUCCCUCUUUCAUUCAGUCAUAUUUUUGCCCCGUCAUGAAAGGCCUGUCCAGUAGUCGGAGUCACCAUCACGUGGUCUCCUAUGAGCCAUCGUACGAUCCACUGGGUCACCAUGUUGACCGUAAGCCAUAUUUGUUCAGCCAGAUGGAUAUGCCUUUGCCAAUUCCCAUGCCACAUCCAUCUGAGUUGCCCUAUUACAAUGCUCAACGCGUCUCCUACCCCUCUGAAAGCAACAGCAUUGUCCCAUAUGGAACCUUCCCCAGGAGGUGCCACUCCACCUCCUCAGCUCACCAUCCUGAGGUAAAGGAUGAGUGUAUGGCCAUGGUGCCGUACGCAGGGGGGGGAGGUAGAGGAGGAGGAGGGGGAGGAGGCUACGGAGCUAAAUCCCAGUCUUGGGUGCCAGUAAAUUUUGCGGACCCCUAUGAGCAACAGCCAAUAUUUUCCAGAGAUGGCUACCACACACUGCAGUACAAACGAGGAGUGUUGUCCCACAGCGGGGGGAUGGGAGCCAAUGACGGCAACAAUGACAGUCCUGGACGAAUUCGCCACCUGGUCCACUCGGUCCAGAAACUCUUUACCAAGUCGCAUUCAUUGGAGGGGCCACAGCACACGCAGUCAUCCAAAGGGCCCAAUAACGGGAGCGUUUAUGGUGGUGGCGGUGGUGGAGGAGGUAGCGGUGGUGGUGGUUCAAGGGCUAGCCCAGAGGGUGCGGCUCCCCCAGGGGGGACGCGCCACCGGAAGCGCAGCAAGAGCCGGGAGCGCUGUCGAUCAGCAGAGCCUAAGCAUCGGAGCUACCACCACCACCACCACCCGCAGCUUCAUGGCUCAGCAUCUGCUCCAGGCUCCGGAUACUGGAGCUCAGAUGACAACCUGGAACGGGAGCUGUGUCUUUACCACCCUCAUCACCACCAACCUCCACCUUCACCCUCCCUCUCCGUUUCCCCCUCCCCCGUUGCCAUGACAAUGGGACAGUGCCAUGGCAACAACCCCGAUAAGUACCCGCAGACCCCCCUGCCAAACUUCUCCUCCUCACAGUCCCAGCAGUACUUUCUGAUGGACCCCUACGGGACAGUUAGCGAGCACGCCCACACUCACGCACGCCACGGCCGCACCCACCACCACUCUGCACUCAAAACCUCUUGGAGCAACAGCGAUGUGAAGUAUUCAGCUUCCUCUGCAUGUGUGCCAGGUAGUGGUAACAGCAAUAAGAGCGAUGGCUGUGUCGGUGGAGGAAGCGGCCCCUUGCUGCCGCUGGGUCUUGUGGACGGGCCUAUUGAGAAGAAAGGGGCAUGGUCGUCAAGCCUAACGGUGAGCAGGGCCCGAGAGGUCUACACCAACAACAGCAGCCACAAGCAGCUACGAGCCAGCGCAGGACCCGGUAACCUAAACCUAGAUAGAGCUCUAGUCAAAUCUAAGGCCAGUCAGCAGCAGGACCCUUCUUGCCAGUUCUUACAGGUACCUCAGGAUGAAUGGAGUGGCUUCUCUCCUCUGGGGAAAGAGGAGGACAUCCCCUGUCGUAGAAUGAGGAGCGGCAGCUAUGUGAAAGCCAUGGCUGACGACGACAGCGGAGACUCUGAUGGAAGUCCCAAACCUUCGCCCAAGAUGCAGGCACGUCGGGCCAGCUACCUUAAAGCCACACAGCCAUCGCUGACAGAGAUGACCACUCUACAGAUCUCCACAGAACACUCCCCCAAGCUGCAGAUCAGGAGUCACAGUUACCUGCGGGCUGUGAGUGAGGUUUCAAUCAACAGGAGCGUGGACACUCUGGACCCUAAAACCCUCCUGGACCCCAAAUCCCUGCUGUCCUCCCCUCAGUAUCGCUCACGCAAUGAAAGCUACAUGAGAGCCAUGAGCACCAUCAGUCAGCUGAGUGAGGUGGAGGUGAACGGGCAGAUCGAGCAGGUAUGCGAGCAGGUCUACAGUGAGCUGCAGUCUCAGGCCAUGGAUGCAGGGAUGGACAGUCUGGAGACCAUGGACACCCUGCCUAUGCCUGGAUGCUUCCGCAUGCGUAGCCCCAGCUAUGUAAGGGCCAUCGACCAGGGAUGUACCUCUGAGGACGAAGGACCAGGAGGAAGACCACUGCUGCUGCUUCCAUCCUCACCCCCCCGCACCACCGCCACCACUGUCAGGACCAUCCAGAGCAGCACAGUUUCAUCUUGCAUCACUACCUAUAAGAAAACCCCCCCACCAGUGCCGCCGCGGACCUCCACCUGCUCCACGGCCUCCAAGCCAUACAUCUCUAUUACAGCCCAAAGCAGCACAGAGUCUGCACAGGAUGCCUACAUGGAGGAGGAAGGGUCCAGAGGUGACAUGACGAUCCAGUCGGGCCUCAGCAACUCAACAGAGAGCAUCGACAGCAUGAAGGCCUUAACAGCUGCCAUAGAAGCCGCCAACGCUCAGGUCCACGGACCCGCCAGUCAACAUGUCAGCAACAGCACCAUGACGGUCAGCACUGCCAGCUCCUCCCACCUGAGUAGAGGAACGGCUGUCGAAGAACAUGGGGACGAAUGCAGGAAGGAAGCCCUCAGGAAGGGGAAGUGUCUCUCCAUCGGCAUCCAGGUGGACGGACCUGAAGAGGUUCCAGACCCAGAAGAUCCAUCCAAGUUCACCUCAGUAGGGGUGCAGGUGGAGGACGACCGAGGAUAUCGGAGGCUGCAGCGCUCCAACAGUGUGACGGCAGCCGUACAGGCAGAUCUAGACUUACCAGACCUUCUGGACACUCCUCUGGACUCUCCACAUCCUCACCGAGGACGCCUGUCAUCCUGCGGCCUCUCUCGGAAAUAUUCCCGCGAUGCGGCCACCUCCACCGUCAGCAUUCAGGGCUCAGGGAACCAUUACCAUGCCUGCACCUCAGAUGAUUACGAAGAUGUUGGUUUUGACCCCUCCAUCCUCCCCCCACCAGACCCCUGGAUAGACACCGUUACCGACGACCCCCCGGAUGCCAACUUUAACAGCUCUGCCAUCCUGGAGGUGGUGCAACGGUCAGUCUGUCAGAGAGACGGACGCUGGUUCCUGAAGCUUCUGCAGGCAGAGACCGACCGCAUGGAGGGAUGGUGCCGACAAAUGGAGCUGGACCAGCGGGAGAACGACCUGCCUGAAGACAUUCUGGAAAAGAUAAGAACGGCGGUAGGAAGCGCCCAGCUGCUGAUCUCCCAGAAGUUCCAGCAGUUCAAGGAACUUUGUGAAGAGAACCUGAACCCCAGCAUCCAUCCCCGCCCAGUGGCCUCAGACCUGGCGGGCUUCUGGGAUAUGCUCCAGCUCUCCAUUGAGAACAUAAGCCUGAAGUUUGAUGAGCUUCACCAGCUGAGGGCCAACAACUGGAGGCCGCUGGACCUGCCUAACAGAAAGGAGAGGCGACUUCCACCUCCUGUGCCAAAAAAGCCACAUAAAGUGGCCCCCCACCACCACCCGCCGCUGGCCAGAGACCGCUCGCUGGAGAGCUCUGAGAAGCAGCGGCAGGAGGCCAGAAAGCGCCUGAUGGCUGCCAAGAGAGCAGCCUCUGUGCGGCAGAACUCAGCCACAGAGAGCGCCGACAGCAUCGAGAUUUACAUCCCUGAGGCACAGACCCGGUUAUGAGGACGCUAGCUUGGACAUGACCUCGCAGAUACACCCGCCAUCCUCCAAACCAAACACGCAGGACUUUUUUCCCCCAGAGGUAGAAACUAAUGUGAAUAUUUCAGGUCUGUGUUUUUUUCAUUUUAACGUCCUCCGUUUUUACCUCUUCAGUCAUUUUUUGAUGAAGUAGCAACAGAAGUUCUACAGGUCCGGUUUUAACGAAGAGUUCCUCUUCCCUGCGACGGUUUUUAUAGCAUCUAGAGGAAGUAAAGGAGAAUAAGCAGCUCUGGAUAUAAGCUGCACCAGGUUCAUUUACAUUUCCAACAGCCAAUAUAGGAAGAUCUGAGGUGGAAGUUGCUUCAGUCCUUCCUGGUAGGACAGGAUGUUCCUAAGAACCGCAGAUGAAGCACAGCUUCCUGCAGCUCAUGCUGUACAUCAGCAGAUCUUUGGGGGGACGCUCCAAAUGCCACCUAAUACUAUUCAUGAGUGAAGGUAGCGGGCAUAGUUUAGCUUCCUGGGGGUCAAAGCCCUUUGCUUCUCAUAAAUGCAGCACAUGAUGGAGGGGGCUCGUACUCUUCUCUGGUUUUUAGAUGAGCUGGAAACAUAUCUUCUUAACCACGACCUGGUGUUGCUGGUCCAAAAGACGCACUCAGAGGAGCAAACCCCAAAGACCAGGUGAUCAUUGGCUGGAGCAGGACGUAAAGACGGACCUCUGAAGUCGAUAACAGUCUCUCUCUGGUCUCUGCCAGUUGAAGCGAUGAAGACACCCUGUGACGCCACAGGCAGUGAAAUGACACGGAGCAAAGCAGGCAGUGUAGCCGACUGAGGGUGUGAAUGAAGGCAGGUUGCAGCGCAAUAAACAGCCAUGACCUCAGCAUGAGAAAUACGCUGACAGGAUGUGGAGGAGAACCAACACCUUUCUAGGUCAGUGGAAUUCUGGGAUUUACUGUUUAAGCCCCUCGCUUGCAAACGU
Molecule: messenger RNA, 4782 nt
Organism: Cyprinodon tularosa
Lineage: Eukaryota; Metazoa; Chordata; Actinopteri; Cyprinodontiformes; Cyprinodontidae
Product: disks large-associated protein 1-like
Exons: 16
Coding region: 291-3830 (1179 amino acids)
Biological process (GO): signaling
Cellular component (GO): glutamatergic synapse; postsynaptic specialization
Molecular function (GO): molecular adaptor activity
Source: RefSeq, a predicted model, not a curated record